Penicillium samsonianum is the source of this 903-nucleotide messenger RNA. RefSeq lists its product as uncharacterized. The transcript has 4 exons. Lineage: Eukaryota; Fungi; Ascomycota; Eurotiomycetes; Eurotiales; Aspergillaceae. The record is from RefSeq and is a predicted model, not a curated record. The coding region runs from base 1 to 903 and encodes 300 amino acids.
AUGCCCCCAAAGCUCAAGGAUAGCCCGCGAGAGGCCUCAGAGCAUGUCCCUACAGAAAAAGGUUCCUUGCUGAACAAGUUGAAGCUUGUGGUCAAAGACUACCUCGACCGUAAAUUGGACGAGAUCCACUUGCGCAAGACAGUUGAGGAGGUUGAGAAGGCCUCCCAGCAAUACCGGACCGUGCCGAUUUCAUCACUGUCCCUAAAAGAAGUCGUCAAAGCCUUCGACCUAAAGCACGACAAAGACCGCGAACUCCAACAGGUCACAGCAAUCCCACUCCCUCCCAUCCUAGUCGGAACACUGGCCCUCAUUGAUGGGGCGUCUAGUCGCUCCCCCUCCACCGAAGCGACUACCCGCUGGAUCAUUGACGCCCUCCUUCUGAAUGCACACGGCAUCGCCUCCUCCUACCACCCCCACGCCCAGCCUAUCAACGUCCAAACUGAGAGAUCAUAUAAACAUGGUCCGGUACCUCUCAAGCGUGAAAAGGUCAUGCUCUCAGCACGUCCUGAUUAUGGAAUUUGGUACGGCGAAAAUGAGGCUAUAUGCCUCAACGUACUCAUUGUGGAGGCUAAAAAGGCCGAUAUUGAGUCCGGCGUGGCGCAAGCCCUGGGUUAUAUGGGCUGUAUACAUAGGGAGCGCAAGGCCCUCCCGAAGAGAGACUGCACUGUUUAUGGGAUGGCAUCGAAUGGGUCAGUGUUCUGGUUCCUGAAAAUCUCUAAUGACUCUAAGUGGUCUGAGCAUAUGGUGGUAGUUCGCGAUGGUUGUUUCGAGGCCCCUCUUGGCUUACUCGUCUAUAUGUUUCGCCGAGCAGCCGUUAUGUCCCCCGCCCAUUCCAAGGAAAGCUCCUACGAGACCACGAAGGCUUUGACAGUGGUCGAAGAAGAUGUUGUGAUGAAGGGUUAG